AGUGACGUCACGCGACGAGCUACGAGAGUGACGUCACCGAAUGAGCUCUGGAGAGUGACGUCACGCGAUGAGCGCUGCGGUCUCCAUGGUGACAGGGCCCGGGGAUGCUGCGCGUCCUCUCCUCCCCCCACGCUUCGUGAUGGAGGUGGGCCGCCUCCCGCUGGAGCUGUGGCGUCUCAUCCUCUCCUACCUCCAGUUGCCCGAGUUGGGCCGCUGCAGCUCCGUGAGCCGCACCUGGCGGGAGCUCGUCGUCAGCUUGGACAAGACGCGCUGGCGGCAGCUGUACCUGGGCUCGCCUCACGCCUGCCGUCGCCCACCGAACUGGCCGCUGCGGCCGGAAUUGGAGCCGCCGUCGUGGCGCGAGGCCCUGCGGAGGGCCCUCCUCGCCAACCGCGUGUGGCGCCGCCACGACAGCCGCUGGAGUACCGUCGAUGUCACCGGCUGUCUGUACGGGCCCUUCUUCCGCAAGCGGCCCGAAUGUCGCAGCGCGUGGGUGGGUCCCGGCGGCGACUACGAGAGCCUGCGGGUGGCGUUGGCCUCACUGCCGCCCUACAGCCGCGUGUUUCUGCUGCCGGGCGUCUACGAGGAGCAGAGCGAGGUGGUCCUGCGGGCGCCCGUCGAGAUCGUGGGCCAGGGCAGCCUGGGCCAGGUGGCGCUGCUCGUCAGCUUUGAACAGCAGUGCCCCACCGUACGCCUCUGCAACCUCGUGCUCAUGCAGGCCUGGUUCACGCCCAUCAUCUACAAGACGAGCGUGGGCCACAUGCAAAUGGACACGUGCAACCUGGAGAACGGGCAGGUGCAGGUGAGUGCUCCGGCCACGUGUCACCUGCGCUUCUGUAGCUUCAGCCAGGCCGGCCUUCACCUGCACGCCGUUGCACUGGCCGCUGUGGAAAACUGCGAGUUCUCUGGGAGCGAGGGCGCUUCUUUGACAGUGGAAGGGUUCCCUUCGACCGACCAUAACUGGGCCUACGAGCACCUGGCUGCGUCGCUGCGUGCCGACCUGCUGGCGCAGUCCUGUGGCCUGCUGGGAGCGGACACCGCGCUGGACUGGCUGAAUCUCGGCUUCGACAAGAAGUCAGAAAGCGCGCAGAGCGACAAAACAGCAGGGCAGGCAGGAGACGGCACGGGAGCCACGCAUCACAGCCAGGGAAGCAAGGCGGUGGGGCGGGUGGGAGGACGCUGCUGGAAUGUCAGCCACAAGGGCCAGAACUGUGUGUCAGGGACUGCACAUGCGGGCCUUUCAGACUCCAUCUCAUCAAAGGCCCACCGCCUCUGCAAUGGCAUGAACCGUGAUGGCAACCACCACGGUGACGCGCUGACCCCAGCGGUUAGCGAGGGGGCAUUUCUCAAGGACAGCAGUGGCAGAGACACGGAGCAGGAGGAAGACUACAAGGAGUUUGCGCACCUACUCACGAGAUUGCCGGUGGGGAGCCUAAUGACGGGGGCAGGGGCCUCGCUGAGCAUGGAGGAGGUAGGCCCUCGGAGCCUGGAGGAGGAGCUGCGCACGGAGAAGGAAGCCCGCCUGUUGGUGCGUCUAAUCUUGGGCUGCGUGGUGCAGCGCUGCCUCUUCCGGGAUGGGCGAGGAGGCGUGCUGUCCUCCACACAUGCCCAUGUGCGUCUCCAACACAACACCUUUCGCCACCUCCACCAAGCUAUCCGCUGCCUGCAGGAUGCCAAGGUGCUCGUGUUUCGUAACGAGAUCCACCACUGCCGAGCGUCGGGCGUUUUCCUGCGCCUCUCCGCUGGCGGUGUCAUUGCGGAGAACGACAUCCACUCCAACGGCGAGGCAGCCAUCGACAUCCGCAAGGCGGCCAACCCCCUCGUACUGUGUAAUCGCAUCCACGGGGGACAACGCACAGGAAUCUUGGUUAUGGGUGGUGGCCGGGGCAUCAUCCGCAGCAACCUCAUUUUCAACAAUCGCGAGGCAGGGAUCUGCAUCCUAUACCGUGGAAACCCGCUCGUCAGUGGCAAUUACAUUUAUCAAGGACUGGCAGCUGGGAUUGCAGUGAAUGAGAAUGGACUGGGUCUCAUUACAGGUAACCUGAUACACGAGAACCAGCAUGGCGGCGUGGACAUUCGCAGAGGAGGGGACCCGGUCCUCAGAAACAACCUCAUCUGCCACAGCGCUUGCGAUGGCGUGGUGAUUGGGGAGCGAGGCCGGGGACUCAUUGAAGGCAACAGCAUCUGUGAAAACAAGGGCUGUGGAGUGUGGAUCAUGGCGUCGGCACCCCACGUCCUGGGCAACGUGAUCGCGCACAACGGCCUGCACGGGGCCGCCGUCUUCUGCCGCAAGGAAGGUCCCGUGGAGGCGCAUGGCGGCCAGGCGAUGUACCGCGCCGAAGGGGAGGGCCCGCAUGGCGACGACGCGGAGCUGCUGAGCUGGGAAGGGGACGGCGACCCGCUGGAGGAGGCGGAGCGGCGCGGUGGCCACGCGGCCAUCACCACCACCAUCCUGGAGUACAACAACAUGCUCUACAAUGCAGGGGCAGGGGUGUUCGUGAAGAGCAGCGAGUCGCUGACGGUCGCCUGGAACGCGCUGCACUGCAAUGAGGAGUGCGGCGUGGCCGUGCACAAGAGCACGGCGCUGGCACGCAUCGCCAGCAACAACGUGAGCUGGAACGGCCGCGGGGGCGUCAGCGUGCGGCCCAGCUGCAAGGUGGAGCUGCAGGGCAACGGCGUCUACCACAACACCGGGCACGGCAUCGAGUCUUGCGGCGAGGGAAGCCUCAUCGAGAACGACGUCGUUACCAGUCGUGGAUGUGGCCUGCGCCUGGCCCAGGAUGCACGCAUGCUGGGCCACGAAGAAGCCAACAGAGAUGAGCAAUGAAGCACGCACGAGGAGUCCCCUUCGACUCGCGUGCUACGCCGCGUCGAGCAGCGGGUGCACUGGGCCAGGGGUCGGCAAACCUGCGGCUCCAGAGCCGCGUGCGGCUCUUUGGCUGCUCUCUUGUGGGGCAGCCGGCGGUAAAAAAAAAGGAAAAUCUUAAACGUGCUAAAGAACCGCGUGCUGUCCCUUCACCGCUAUGCGAUGGCGGUGUUCGAACGCACGCGCGGG
Lethenteron reissneri (Far Eastern brook lamprey) is the source of this 3055-nucleotide messenger RNA. RefSeq names its product F-box only protein 10-like. Gene Ontology annotation, molecular function: protein binding. Gene Ontology annotation, biological process: ubiquitin-dependent protein catabolic process; regulation of apoptotic process. The record is from RefSeq and is a predicted model, not a curated record. NCBI's taxonomy places the organism in Eukaryota, Metazoa, Chordata, Hyperoartia, Petromyzontiformes, Petromyzontidae.